UCACUAUAGACCACUAUAGAAAAGGCAAAGUGUAGUAUGCCAGUCCUGGCGGGAGCGCACCUGGUGGAAAGGGAGAUGAUCAAUUUAAAAUUGAAGUUAGCUUAUAGGAGCCAUUCAUUUACGAAUUUUUCUAAAGUUCCCGAGCACUGUUUCUUCAUAAAUUAAUGGCAGAAGUGCAUGUAAUCGGUCAAAUUGUUGGGGCUAGUAAUUUUCCAAGUUCUACACUGUUCUGCAAGUGGGCUUUUCAUGCAGGUGGUGCUUGGAAAGUUGUUUCUGGGCUCAAAGAAGGGCAAACUCAUAUAGACAAUCCAGAAUAUGGAGAAACUACGUACUGGUGUCAUCCAGUAGAUAUUCAUUUUGCAACUAGAGGUGUUCAAGGGUGGCCUAAAAUUCAUUUUCAAGUUUAUCAUCAAGAUAGAUUUGGCCGUUGUGAGAUCUACGGAUAUGGCUUCAUCCAUGUUCCCACUACUCCAGGCAAUCACGUACUAGAGUGCGUUACUUGGAGACCAGUUGGUUCAAUGCGAGAUCAGAUCAAUCAGUUCUUUUUAGGCGGUGGUCCUCAGUUGAAGAAUCCAGAUGUUGUUUACUCAGGGCAAGACCGUUACAGACUUCAGACUGAAACAAUGGGUGUUAUUCAUCUGGAAUUGAAUGUUAUUUUACGCAAUUUUCACAAAUUUGGUGUAGAAUAUUAAUACAGAAGCUACCAGUUGAAAAUUUUUUAAUCUACGAUGACAUUUUUAAAGAGAAGAGUAUUUAUACUUCUGAUGUGUAUUGUUUACACUUUGUCUGAAGAUAUUCUUAGUUCUCAUACAGAAAACCCUCUUUCUAUAUCAGUAUGUAAUAAUGAUACUGAAAAUGGACAUUGUGAAACAAUAACUACACACCCAAGUAUAGAAAAUAGUACAGAGUUUAAUAGUUCAUCUACCACUGAAGAGAUUGCAAAUUCUACCGUCACACAAGAAAUUGAAGAGAACCAGAACAUUUCCACAGAGGUGGCCGAGACUACAACUCUCCCUCCCUCUUCAGUGCCUUCAACCCUUUCUACUCCCCCCACCCCAGAGAGAGCUACCGCAGAGCCUUCGUACGGCAUGCACUUCAUUCCUGAGGAUAUAUGCUCAUGUGACAUAACCGUGAGUAUUGAAACCUUAUGCAAAAGUUUGGAUAUUAGACAUAUUUUUUAAAAGUUACAAGAACAUCUGGUAAUACCUUGCGGAACACAGCAGCAGUAGUAUGGUGACUAAAAUGUUGAUAGCCACGCCUAGGCUACAGCAUCUCCCGUGAAAACAAAAAUCUACUAAAAAUGUGUUUACUUCAAAAUAUCUGGCUGUGAGCAACCCAAGUGCUUAAAACAUACACAGGAUUUUCACCAAAAGAUUGUGACCAAGUUAAAAGAUUUUAAAAAACUGUUUGAGAGACGAAAAAUUUAUCAGUGGAAACUUGAUGUUAUAAAAGAACCCGUGUUUCAGCCUGUGAUGUAUAGAGCUGGAACAAUUGUAUGGUCUAUUUCAAAUGCAACUCUAUCGCCUUUAGUUCUUCCAAAUAAACAAAUCACUGCCUUCUGUGAAGUAUCAUUGCCUGUUCAGUACCUAAUUGAUUGGAGUGGAUCAUGCUCUUCUGUAGGCUUGACCUGUACAUCAAACAGUGGAUUAAGUGCAUCUUCAUACUAUGAAAAUGUGUUUGUAAUUGCUACACCACAAUUGAUGAAUCAUACACAUUUGAUGUAUUUUUUGGAGCAACAGGAGUGUUCAUACAACAUCUGUUUGCCGUUCAGUUUGUUCCUGUGCUCUCCAGACACAGUUAGUGUCGAAGAUUGCUCGCUUGUUGAUGAUAUUGAGGUUCCAUCUUAUGGAAAUGAAACAGGUUUGUGUUCAAAUGUGGUAAAACAAGUGAAGUACCGUUUACAUCACAAUGGCACUUUAGGCAUUAUCAAGGCAGAAGCUUACUUUUGGGUUGUCAAUUUAAAAUCUGGUCAAACUGACUUGAAACAGACAUUUUCAGUUGAAUUUGUGUGGGCAGAUGCCCCUAGAAGAGUACUUCAUCGCAGUGGCAAUCCAGGAUAUAUAUUUGGUAAGCCCGUUAUUGCUGGUCAAAAGAUCUUUCGUUCUGAGACUGAAGAAGAACCAGACAAAGAAGCCAUUUUGCUGAGCGAAGAACAAUCAAAAUGGCUGACUUUCCCUAAACCGGGAACAGGUGGAUUGUGCAUUAGUAGUAUGGCAGAAGGAAGUAGAAUACCAGUGAAUUUUGGGGAGAAUUUAUUAUCUUCUUGCAUAAUCCAACUUUCUGUGAGAAAUUUCUCAUCUCCAGAAAAUUGCUCUCUUCUCCAGAGAAAAUUUCUUCAUAUGUUGCUGGGUGAUGUGAUGAUUAAUGUGACUGAAGCAAAGCAAUUUAAUAUGUAUGUUUCAACGUUUGGUGAUGCGAAUGUUGAGGAGACUGGGGACUGGGUGCCUGUGCUACUCGAGAACAUGCCCAUUCUGUCAGUCGACUGGAAGGAAGAGGGUGCUUCUCUAGUGUGUAAAAGUGUUGUCACAAGUCUGCAUAUAAAUAUUGUGACUUCCAAAGUAGGCCUUGCCACAAAGCCUCAGACUAAAAUCUUGGGGGUGGCUGUUACGUUUGGUGGUGGACGAGAUCUCGUGUUCGAUUGCUCUCCGAGUCCUUGCUCAAGUGUAGAUGUAAGCAAAAGGCAAAAGUUUGAAAUCCAGUCUUCUGUCUCGUUUGUAGAUGUCUCCAAACCACCCGUCAUUCAUUUUGCAGAGCCUCCUGUGUACGAAGUGAAGUUGCCCUAUGACUUUUUUUAUCCAUUUCUGUCUUCUGGUGGAGUGAAAUUGACUUAUUGUUGUUAUAUUUUGAGCACUACUAUUCUUUUUCUUUGGCAACUUGUUCUGAAGUUGUUAGUUGGUUGCUAAAUAGAGUAGGUUUGUAAGUCUCUCUUUUGCAACAAAUCUGUCGGUGAAGUCCGAGGAAAGAAUGACAUGAGAGAGGGUGUGGCUAUCUGUAUAGGCUCCGCAGUGUGUGUUUUCACAAGCAGAUGUCAGGAUUACCUCAUAAGGUUUCUCUCCUCAAAAGACCCAACGAAAAUGUUUGCUUAUUCUCUUUUUUAUGACAAUGGGACUGCUGUUGGCUCUAGAAAAUUUAUUUUCUCUCUGUUGGUAAUCGUCGUUUGAAAUGAUUAUGUAGUUUGCAUAAUUAUUAAAUGUAAAAGUGAAGAAAAGUAAACUUCAACAUUAUAAAUGUCUUCUGUUAAGUGAAAUGAAGCAAUCAAGAAAUGCUUAAAAUGGAAAACCUUAAUUUUGUUAAAUUUUAUCUAAACUUUGCACAAAUGCUAGUCUGCAAACUUUUCUGACUUCUUGCUCCAGAAGCUCAUUACACAUUGCCAUGAGUGUGUCAUUUUCCUUAGCCUUCUAAUUCAAUUGAUUUUGCAAGUUUGUCUCUUGAAGUUCUAAAUGAGCCAUAGAACUGCUGUAUUUUGUGAAUUUCCAAUUUAUGCCACUUUUCUUCAGCCAAAAGCUUUUCAUUUUCACUUCAAAGCUGACUUGCCAAAAGCCAGGAAAGUUGAGAUCUCUGGAAAAGGGAAGGAAUUUCAGCUGUGGUAGGGAAAAAAAUAAGUUCUUUACAUUUGAAAAUGAGUUUAAAUUAUUUUUAUUUAUUAAAUUAUUUAUUAUUAUGAUUAUUUAAAUUUAAAUGAAUGGGGUUGAGUAAUAUGUAAAAUUUUCUUUAGAAGACAAAUUUCUUGCACCUACAUAGCACGAAAUGAAACGCUGUUCAUUCUUCUCUAUGAUGUAACAUGGAAAUGUGGUCUUUCUUCAUGAGAUGAGGUGGGCACUAAAUCAUUUGAGUGUGCAAGGGGAUUGCCUGUGCGAAUGGGUGUGUGCUGGGGAGGGAGGAGGCUUGCGCUUGGAUCAGUAGAACAAAGGGCUCGUCCACGUUGACCUACUUCUGAGAUAUUGAGGCUUUUACUAGAACUUUCUUAAUUUAACUCAGGACACAUUUAAACUUUUGAACACAGCACACUUCCAUACAAGUCGAUACUGGAGUUAAAUGACACAUUAACUGAAAGAAUAAUAUUGAAGUUAUAUUUAAUGCAAAUAACUGUUUCACAAACAAUGUUGGAUAGCCCUUCAAUUAUGGAUAUAGUUUCGUUCAAAUGGAAUACAUAGAGAUUUUUGAAUGGCACAUGUGCCUUCCAAGGGAUUCGUACUCUCAGCGAUUGGUUCUGCAUUCUUACACACUGCUGUAAAAGGCAUGGAUUGAUUAUACAUGUGUGGAAGUCUGUGUUUCCUGCGAAAAUACAGACAGGACUCAAUUGUUGUGAAACUCCUUUUGUCUGAAUUUGUAUAAGAUAUUUAAUGGUUAAGAAAGGUAUUUUGAAUAUCAUUAUAGUGUGAACCUUUGAUGUGCAAUGAAUGAAAGAAGGGUGACCUCUUGCAUUGUGAAAGAAUUAUUGAAACUCCUUUUCAGUGCCUACUUAAAUGAUUAUUAGAGCCUUUGUGUUCACGUUCUUUCAAAGGAAGAAAAUGUCUGAAUAUCAACAGUGUGUGUUUUUAACUUGUCAGUUGGUAAUUGGUUUUGUUUUUUUAUUUAUUGUAUGUUGUAUUUGUGUAAUUUUAUGAAUUUAUUCCACAAUUAGUAAUCUUUUCCUAAGGUAUUUACAGGUGCACAAAAAAUAAGAGAAAGAUAUUAUUUACUAAUAUUUUUUCCAAAAUAAUAAUAAUAAUAAUAAUAAUAAUAAUAAUAAUAAUAAUAAUAAUAAUAAAUUUGUUCACAAUUUUCAGUUGUGCAAUAUUUUCAAAACUCGAAUUGUGAAUAUGAUUGAAUGAGUGAUCAUCUCACAAAUUAUCUUUCUCAAGCAAUGGAACCUAAUACAUCCUAUGAUAUGUUGAUUGUGAUUUGUUUGUAGACUCAUGUCUUUCAACUAUUCCGUCCAAAGUAUAAGCUGUGAAUGAUUGGUCUAGUCAAAGUAUCUUUAAUUGUUUUCAGGAUGUUUAAGUAUUUUUAAUUGCUGGUCUUGAAAUGCAUUUGAAAUUUGCAGUAGUGCAUACUAUAUAAAAUAAUAAUUUACAUACAUUUUAUGAUAGUACAAAGUUUUAUAGAAAAAUCAAUUAAACCUUUUUCUGAAAAGCAUAUGGUAGUAAUAUAAUUUUUCAUGUAGGAUUCUUUUUCCCUCUUUUUGUGGUGGCUCAGUGGUGACCUACCAGCUUGCUGACCUAAAGGAUCCAGGUUCAUAUCCCAACAUAUACUUUGUUUUUUUAUGAUGUAAAUCAGCUGUUACGAAGUCAAAUUGGGAGCUUAAACG
Gryllus bimaculatus (two-spotted cricket) is the source of this 5290-nucleotide messenger RNA. The record is from the annotation of a GenBank genome assembly. Lineage: Eukaryota; Metazoa; Arthropoda; Insecta; Orthoptera; Gryllidae.